ACAUUUUAAAGGGAGGCUGUGUCAACAAUGGGAAAUCAACUUUCUGAGCUGACGCCCGGUGGUACCUUCUUGCCGCCUUUCCAGUCCCUCCACGUUGUGGUGAUUGGAUUAGAUUCCGCAGGAAAGACAACGCUAUUGUACAGACUGAAAUUAAAGGAGUUUGUCAACACAAUUCCAACCAAAGGGUUUAAUACUGAAAAGGUCAAGGUACCAAUUGGGAACUCCAGGUCCAUCACAUUCCAGGUCUGGGAUGUUGGUGGCCAGGAGAAGCUGAGGCCUCUGUGGAAGUCCUACACCAGGCGUACAGAUGGCAUUGUCUUUGUGAUAGAUUCCUCUGAGCUGGAGAGGAUGGAGGAGGCCAAGGCUGAGCUCCACAAAAUCUCCAGGAGUUCAGAAAAUCAAGGAGUGCCUGUCCUAAUUUUUGCCAAUAAGCAAGAUUUGCCUGGGGCGGCCUCAGUUGCUGAGAUGGAGAAGUCUCUGGGCUUAAAUGAUCUGGGAACUUCCACUCUGCACCACAUCCAGAGCUCCAGUGCUAUGAACGGCCAGGGAUUGCAACAAGGACUAGAGAGGUUAUACGAAAUGAUUGUCAAACGGAAAAAGAUGCUCAGGCACCAGAAGAGAAAAAGAUGAACAUUUCUAUAACCAACUAAGACCUGAAUCUGUGCUCUUAGAAUAGUUUUUUUUUAAUGGAGGUUCAAAGAAGAGAAUCAAAGUGGUCAAAAGCACACAACUUGCUUAGAUUAUAUUUUACAGGUUUUUGAAUAGCCAAAUUCCUUUUUUCCCACUUUAUGUUCUGCCCAGAUAUUGUGUAGUAUGUACUACAGCAACAGGACACAGAUUCAGUAAUCCAAAUGCCAAUCUGCGCAAUGGAUUGUACUACAUCAAAGACAAGUGUCAAACUAGGAGAGGAGGGACUAUUUAGUGAUAUAAGGCACCCGUUGCCUUUAAACAGCAUUGAUUCGUGGCAUUUUGCAUUUGCUUGGAAACUAUUUGUGAAUUGAUAGUUAUAGCAAAGGCCCUCAGUGUUUUGGAGUCUUUUGAUUUGUAUUUGCAGAUGUGUUCCUGUUACGAUUGAUUGUACCAGGCUAACCCCUCUUCACAUAAACUGACAGAAACAACUCUAAGAAUUGCCAGGAAAAAGUGGUCAAUGGAGACAGAACUAAAGUUGUCUCUACCUCUCUCUAGCCAUCCCCUUAUUUGAAAGCCUUAAUAAUUUUGUUCCUGUAGAGCUGAACAGAAUGUUCUGAUAUUCACUACAGCUUUUUUGCCAAUAAAGGGCUAGAAACCCCCAUAAGUCUUUCUUGACAAAUAAUGUCAAGGACAUUUUUUUUGUUGAAAGCUGCAAAAGACAGCAAACUGAAACUCCUCUACAGAGCUAACAAGUUGACUGAGGGAGGUGUUGUGUGGAUUGUUUUUGUAGCUAUCAUUCAGCUACACAUUCUAAGCGUGUGGGACUACCAAAAGCAGUAUUUCAUUAAAUGUGUAGUAAUCUUUAGUGUUCCACUGAAGGGAAAUAUUUCCCCUCUGACACCUGGAUGUGUCAAGGCCAAAUGAUGUGAGGCGACUGCAAACGUACUUCUAUUCAUCCAGCUGUAGUGAAACGGUUGUGGUGCAAAGCCUCAUCUUUAGUAGUGCUAGGAUGGAAGAAGUCUUUGAUGUUGGGUGUGUCUCGCCUUCACAAUCUGAUCUCUGCUGGUCCAAGUGAGUGCAGAGUUUCUUUGAAGCCUGAUAAUAAUGGGGUUGGUUGGGCUGCACAGCCAGCAGUAAAACUCAUAGUCAUGUUGUAAUUCACUUGGUACCUGGUUUAAAGUCAAUGUCAACAGUGUAAGUCCAGCCAUGGAUAUUAAAUCCACAUUAAGUCACUAUACCUCAAUAAGAGGAAACAUACAAAUGUCCAUAUUUUUAAAAAAAUUGAUCUCAUUUGCAUUAACUUUGUUAAAAUGUUUUCCAAUCAGGCUUUGACACAAAAAGGUGGAUCUUAUCAACACUUAAACUGUGAAUCUAAAUGGUGAUUUGUGUACAUAGAUUUUCUUUUGUACUUUGAUAGCAUUUUUUUAAAGAAAAUUGUGUGUUUAGUGCUGAAAUAAAAUGAUGUAAGAUCGAUGAA
Molecule: messenger RNA, 2107 nt
Organism: Hypanus sabinus (Atlantic stingray)
Lineage: Eukaryota; Metazoa; Chordata; Chondrichthyes; Myliobatiformes; Dasyatidae
Gene: arl4d
Product: ADP-ribosylation factor-like 4D
Exons: 1
Coding region: 28-630 (200 amino acids)
Biological process (GO): intracellular protein transport; vesicle-mediated transport
Cellular component (GO): cytoplasm
Molecular function (GO): GTPase activity; GTP binding
Source: RefSeq, a predicted model, not a curated record